AUGUCGCACCGGAGGCUUCAUGCUUUCAAGAUCCUUUGCCCAGAGCCGCUGGCCUCGGGUGUGCUUGGGCACCGAGGGAGCACCAAAGACCGCAUCCAGGAUGAGUGCCACUGCCGCCUCGUCAUGAGCAACCGAGACGAGUUCUACCCUGGCACGCGCUUGCGGUUAGUGGUGAUCCAAGCUGAGGAACAAGCUUCGAUUCUCCAGGCCCUUGACAGGAUUCUGGAUCUGCUCGCGGAGUGCGCGGAGACUGAGCGUCAGAACCCGAAUGGCCGCACAGCCAUCCAGGGCGAGGCGGACUUCCUGGGCAAGGAAGCAGGGGAGUUAGUGUUGCGCGCCGCCGUGCCGUUCCGGGUCGGCUCCGCCAUCAUCGGCCCCAAAGGGGCCCACGUGCAAGCGCUGAAAGAGGAAGCCGGCGCCAAGAUCAUCAUCGACAAGGAACACCAGCAAGGCCACCAGGCCUGUCGCUUGGCCGCGCGCCCUGAGGGCCUGAGGAUAGUCCUGUCUCGCAUUAGCGACUACUUGGCUGACGACUCUGCUCAGAGGCCGAACGACUUUGAGUCCUGGGCGUCCAUCAGGAACUUCGGCCAGCAGGAGGACGCCGGACAUGGCGGUUACGGCCAAAGCCAUAGCCGUGACGGCCACGGAAGGGAUAGCCAUACCAGGAACAAUGGCCGGGAAGGCUACGGCAAGGAAGGCUACGGCCGAGACUAUGGCCGAGACGGCCGGGAUGGCCAGGGAAGAGAUGGCCAUAGGGACUAUGGCCGAGAUGGCGGGCGGGAUGGGUAUGGCGGCUAUGGCAGCCAUGGAGGCCAUCAUGGAGGAGGCCAUGCAGUGCCUCCUUGGGACCACCACCAGAGCGCCAGCCCCAGGCGGGCGCGGAGUCGAAGCCCAGGUCGCUUCGCACACGCCCGAGCGCCUGUGCACCCAGCCGGCCCCAUGGAGAUGCUGGCGUCGGCCCUGAGCGGCAUGCAGCCCGGGGCCGUGGAUUACGAGUACGAGGUGACUUGCGAGCUGCCACCGCACAAGGUCAGCGCCAUGAUCGGUCCGGGAGGGCAGAUUGUGAGGAAUGUACGCCACACCACCGGCACCCACAUCCACUUUGACGAGGUCCCGAUGGGCGCGAGGGAGCAAACCAUGCACAUCAAGGGCCCCCUGCUGGGGGUCUACAGGGCCCACGUCAUGAUGAUGCAGAGGUAUCACGAGCACGAGACCGAGGUGCCCAGGUUUGAUGCCAAGGGCAAGGGUGCCCCCGAGGUCAUCCUCUCCACCAUGGGAGAGCCCCUCCUGCACCACCACUUUGAGGACCUCCUGGAGUUCAUGCCCCAGCUCCAGUUGACCACAGAGGGUGUGCUCAAAGUCCACGCGCCCCCGGGAAUGGCGGCGCCCCCGGGCCUCGAAGCCGAGAACCCCCUUGCCACGGCGGCACUCCGAGCACGGAAGGAGGUCUUGCUGCGCAGUCUUGCGAAGAAGGUGAGCGACUCGGUGGUGGAACUUCCGUCGGACUGCCCCAGCAUGGUCUCCAUGAAGGCGAUGAGCGCAGUGCUGCCAGGGAUGCCAGGGAGCCCCCAGCUAGGGGGGUUGGUAAUGAAGGAGGCAGAUGCCAAGAACAUGCCAAACGACGAGGGGGAUCUCCGGCGCACUCCGUGGUGA
Messenger RNA from Symbiodinium natans, 1653 nucleotides. The record is from the annotation of a GenBank genome assembly. Lineage: Eukaryota; Dinophyceae; Suessiales; Symbiodiniaceae.